CUUCCUUCUUCCUUUCCUCUGCUACCGGCGAGAAUGAAGACCAUUCUCAGCAGCCAGACUGUCGACCUCCCCGACAAUGUCGAAGUGAGGUUAAAGGGGCGAACAGUGACUGUAAAAGGGCCCCGGGGUACGCUCACCAGGGAGUUCAACCACAUCAACCUGGAGCUCAGCCUGCUGGGCAAGAAACAGAAGAAGCUUCGUGUAGAUAAAUGGUGGGGAAACAGGAAGGAGCUGGCUACAGUGCGCACUAUCUGCAGCCACGUCCAGAACAUGAUCAAAGGCGUUACUCUGGGUUUCAGGUAUAAAAUGCGAUCUGUGUACGCCCAUUUCCCCAUCAAUGUGGUCAUCCAGGAGACUGGGGCUCUGGUGGAAAUCAGGAACUUUUUGGGAGAGAAGUACAUUCGUCGCGUCAGAAUGAGGCCUGGUGUGAUGUGUUCAGUCUCAUCAGCCCAGAAAGACGAGCUGGUCCUGGAGGGGAACGACAUCGAGCUGGUGUCAAACUCAGCCGCUCUGAUCCAACAGGCCACCACAGUCAAAAACAAGGACAUCAGGAAGUUCUUGGACGGCAUUUACGUUUCUGAGAAGGGAACAGUGUUGGAAGCCGACCAGUAAAAGUUACGUCUGAGUGACAUUGAUCCAUCAGGCCACCACAGUCAGAAAGAAGGACAUCAGAAAGUUCUUGGAUGGGAUUUACAUCGGCAAGAAAACCACUGUGGUGGAGACAGAUGUUGACUAAAAUCUCACCUGUUAAUAACCAACAAAGAAUAAAGUCUUUUUCCAACUUAUAA
Molecule: messenger RNA, 788 nt
Organism: Nematolebias whitei (Rio pearlfish)
Lineage: Eukaryota; Metazoa; Chordata; Actinopteri; Cyprinodontiformes; Rivulidae
Gene: rpl9
Product: ribosomal protein L9
Exons: 8
Coding region: 34-612 (192 amino acids)
Biological process (GO): cytoplasmic translation
Cellular component (GO): cytosolic large ribosomal subunit; ribosome
Molecular function (GO): structural constituent of ribosome; rRNA binding
Source: RefSeq, a predicted model, not a curated record